Molecule: messenger RNA, 1923 nt
Organism: Cuscuta campestris
Lineage: Eukaryota; Viridiplantae; Streptophyta; Magnoliopsida; Solanales; Convolvulaceae
Source: the annotation of a GenBank genome assembly
GCUCAACAAAAUGCAUACGAAAUGAAAAGGCCUGGAUUCCUGUAAAUUGUCCUCCGCAAGGUGGCGUUCAUCUUUCAGCUCAAGAUUAUGCUCUCAGCUCUCUCUUAACAGUCACAGUGUCACUACAAGAAGAAUCCAUGGCUAUCUCAAUGAAAAGGAGGGAUUGAAGGUUUGAAACCUUCAUCGCCCUUCUGCUCCAUCUCUCCCUUUCUCAUCUCAGCUACUGUUUCAGCCCUCCUUUUCUUCCCCACCGAUUCCAUGGACCCCGCUACCUCGCGCCCUGCUGUAGUGAUCGAUAAUGGAACCGGGUACACGAAGAUGGGGUUUGCUGGAAAUGUGGAGCCGUGCUUUAUCCUCCCGACGGUGGUUGCCGCCAACGAUUCGUUCGUGAAUCAGCCCAGGGCUUCUUCCACCAAGAGCAGCAACUGGCUGGCCCAGCACAGCGCUGGGGUUAUGGCGGAUCUGGAUUUCUACAUUGGGGACGAGGCCUUGGCCAGAUCUACUAAAUCUAGUAGUACGUACAACCUUAGCUACCCCAUUAGGCACGGCCAGGUGGAUGAUUGGGACGCCAUGGAGCGGUUCUGGCAGCAGUGUAUCUUCAAUUACCUGCGGUGUGAUCCCGAAGAUCACUAUUUUCUUUUGACAGAGAGCCCGAUGACCGCACCCGAGAACCGGGAGUACACGGGUGAGAUAAUGUUUGAGACAUUCAAUGUUCCCGGGCUUUAUAUUGCAGUGCAACCUGUUCUUGCUCUAGCUGCUGGGUACACCACAUCUAAGUGUGAGAUGACGGGAGUAGUUUUGGAUGCUGGCGAUGGGGCUACGCAUGUUGUACCUGUUGCAGAAGGUUAUGUUAUUGGGAGCAGCAUUAAGUCAAUUCCCAUUGCCGGGAGAGAUGUGACUCUCUUUAUUCAGCAGCUUAUGCGGGAAAGAGGUGAGCAUAUUCCUCCAGAGGAUUCAUUUGAAGUAGCCCGAAAAGUAAAAGAAAUGUACUGUUACACUUGUUCUGAUGUUGUCAAGGAGUUCAAUAAGCAUGACAAAGAGCCAUCAAGGUAUGUUAAGCAAUGGAGAGGUACAAAGCCCAAAACAGGGGCACCAUAUUCUUGUGAUGUUGGCUAUGAACGGUUUCUUGGUCCUGAGGUUUUCUUCAAUCCAGAGAUAUACAGUUGUGAUUUCUCUACUUCUCUGCCUGCUGUAAUAGACAAAUGUAUACAGUCGGCGCCAAUAGACACAAGAAGAGCCCUGUACAAGAAUAUUGUUUUGUCUGGAGGAUCAACCAUGUUCAAAGAUUUCCAGAGAAGACUGCAACGCGAUUUGAAAAAGAUAGUUGAUGCUCGUGUUCUUGCAUCAGAUGCUCGGUUGGGUGGUGAAAUAAAAGCACAACCAGUGGAAGUGAAUGUGGUCAGCCAUCCAAUACAGAGAUAUGCAGUUUGGUUUGGAGGAUCUGUGCUUGCAUCCACUCCUGAAUUUUUUGCAGCUUGCCAUACAAAGGCGGAGUACGAUGAGUAUGGAGCCAGCAUAUGCCGCACAAACCCUGUAUUCAAGGGCAUGUAUUGAAUAAUCGAUCCCUUAUAUUAACCGAGUUUUUUCUUCGAAAUCCCAAUCCAGAGUCACAUUGGUUUAUGCUAUCAGCUGUGUGAUGGAUAGCGGCGGUGUAGAUGGUAGGCAGACUCAUUGAUUCUUUCCCUCUCCCUUCAUGUGAGGCACCUUUGGUCAAUGCUUCAGAUGAAAAAGAAGUAGAAAAAGGUCAUUUGUUUUAUUGUUAGAAUUGAAAAUGAUGUUUUUUUUCAUUUGUUGAAUAAUUGAUGUCAUAUCUGUUAGUACAAUUUAGGUAUAGUUUUGUUGUGCCAUAUGAACAUUGAGUGUUCAUAUUGAAAACUGUUUGUAUCUCAACCAUUCUCCCCUCAAUAUAUACUCCCUAUUCUU